AUGUUUGUGAAUAUGCCUGUGAAUGUUCUCACAAGCGUCAUUUGCCUCAUAUCGUAUCUGACAUUUUUUGCAUACGUUUUCAAAAUGAAAAUAUCUGCGCACAACUCCAAAAUGUGGAACGAAAUACAAUUGUGUAUCCAAUGUGUUUUGAUGUUUGUGGUUUUUACAACUUGCUGGCUUACGCUAGCAGUGUUCCCUCAGGGGUCUUCUGAGUGGAGAAUACUGUUAACUAUAUGCGUUGUUAUCCUUUUCGGAGCAGACUCAUUCAUAUAUUUUAUAUUGAAUAGAGAGAUCAAGUACCAAUUACGUUUACUAGGGUCGUCUGUUCUGAAUGUCUUUCCCUCCAGAGUAUCACGAAGCGUCUCUUCUUUUUAUGUCUGA
Molecule: messenger RNA, 381 nt
Organism: Auanema sp. JU1783
Lineage: Eukaryota; Metazoa; Nematoda; Chromadorea; Rhabditida; Rhabditidae
Source: the annotation of a GenBank genome assembly